This is a messenger RNA of Piliocolobus tephrosceles (Ugandan red Colobus), 4565 nucleotides long. RefSeq names its product pleckstrin homology domain containing A5 (gene PLEKHA5). Gene Ontology annotation, cellular component: cytosol. Gene Ontology annotation, molecular function: protein binding; phosphatidylinositol-5-phosphate binding; phosphatidylinositol-3,5-bisphosphate binding. Lineage: Eukaryota; Metazoa; Chordata; Mammalia; Primates; Cercopithecidae. The coding region runs from base 122 to 3667 and encodes 1181 amino acids. The record is from RefSeq and is a predicted model, not a curated record. The transcript is spliced from 27 exons.
GGGCCGGGGAGGCGCGCUCCGGCCGCGCUCGCUCCGCGCUCCCUUUGCUCGCUCGUUCCCUCCUCCCUCGGCAGCCGCGGCGGCAGCAGGAGAAGGCGGCGGCGGCGGCUGGGGAUCAGACAUGGCGGCGGAUCUGAACCUGGAGUGGAUCUCCCUGCCCCGGUCCUGGACUUACGGGAUCACCAGGGGCGGCCGAGUCUUCUUCAUCAACGAGGAGGCCAAGAGCACCACCUGGCUGCACCCCGUCACCGGCGAGGCCGUGGUCACCGGACACCGGCGGCAGAGCACAGAUUUGCCUACUGGCUGGGAAGAAGCAUAUACUUUUGAAGGUGCAAGAUACUAUAUAAACCACAAUGAAAGGAAAGUGACCUGCAAACAUCCAGUCACAGGACAGCCAUCACAGGACAAUUGUAUUUUUGUAGUGAAUGAACAGACUGUUGCAACCAUGACAUCUGAAGAAAAGAAGGAACGACCUAUAAGUAUGAUAAAUGAAGCUUCUAACUAUAACGUGACUUCAGAUUAUGCAGUGCAUCCAAUGAGCCCUGUAGGCAGAACUUCACGAGCUUCAAAAAAAGUUCAUAAUUUUGGAAAGAGGUCAAAUUCAAUUAAAAGGAAUCCUAAUGCACCAGUGGUCAGACGAGGUUGGCUUUAUAAACAGGACAGUACUGGCAUGAAAUUGUGGAAGAAACGCUGGUUUGUGCUUUCUGACCUUUGCCUCUUUUAUUAUAGAGAUGAGAAAGAAGAGGGUAUCCUGGGAAGCAUACUGUUACCUAGUUUUCAAAUAGCUUUGCUUACCUCUGAAGAUCACAUUAAUCGCAAAUAUGCUUUUAAGGCAGCCCAUCCAAACAUGCGGACCUAUUAUUUCUGCACUGAUACAGGAAAGGAAAUGGAGUUGUGGAUGAAAGCCAUGUUAGAUGCUGCCCUGGUACAGACAGAACCUGUGAAAAGAGUGGACAAGAUUACAUCUGAAAAUGCACCAACUAAGGAAAGCAAUAACAUUCCCAACCAUAGAGUUCUAAUUAAACCAGAGAUCCAAAACAAUCAAAAAAACAAGGAAAUGAGCAAAAUUGAAGAAAAAAAGGCAUUAGAAGCUGAAAAAUACGGAUUUCAGAAGGAUGGUCAAGAUAGACCGUUAACAAAAAUUAAUAGUGUAAAGCUGAAUUCUCUGCCAUCUGAAUAUGAGAGUGGGUCAGCAUGCCCUGCUCAAACUGCACACUACAGACCAGUCAACUUGAAUAGUUCAGAGAACAAAAUAGUCAAUGUUAGCCUAGCAGAUCUUAGAGGUGGAAAUCGCCCCAGUACAGGGCCCUUAUACACAGAGGCUGAUCGAGUCAUACAGAGAACAAAUUCAAUGCAGCAGUUGGAACAGUGGAUUAAAAUCCAGAAGGGGAGGGGUCAUGAAGAAGAAACCAGGGGAGUAAUUUCUUACCAAACAUUACCAAGAAAUAUGCCAAGCCACAGAGCCCAGAUUAUGGCCCGCUACCCUGAAGGUUAUAGAACACUCCCAAGAAACAGCAAGACAAGGCCUGAAAGUAUCUGCAGUGUGGCCCCUUCCACUCAUGACAAGACGUUAGGACCCGGAGCGGAGGAGAAACGGAGGUCCAUGAGAGAUGACACAAUGUGGCAGCUCUACGAAUGGCAGCAGCGUCAGUUUUAUAACAAACAGAGCACCCUCCCUCGACACAGUACUUUGAGUAGUCCCAAAACCAUGGUAAAUAUUUCUGACCAGACAAUGCACUCUAUUCCCACAUCACCAUCCCACGGGUCAAUAGCUGCUUAUCAGGGAUACUCCCCUCAACGAACUUACAGAUCGGAAGUGUCUUCACCAAUUCAGAGAGGAGAUAUGACAAUAGACCGCAGACACAGGGCCCAUCACCCUAAGCAUGUCUAUGUGCCUGACAGAAGGUCAGUGCCAGCUGGCCUGACUUUACAGUCUGUUAGUCCCCAGAGCCUCCAAGGGAAAACGCUGUCACAAGAUGAAGGUAGAGGCACAUUAUACAAAUACAGACCUGAAGAAGUAGAUAUUGAUGCCAAGUUAAGCCGCUUAUGUGAACAAGAUAAAGUGGUGCAUGCUCUGGAAGAGAAACUUCAGCAACUCCACAAGGAGAAAUACACGCUUGAGCAAGCUUUGCUGUCAGCCAGCCAAGAGAUAGAAAUGCAUGCAGAUAACCCAGCAGCCAUUCAGACAGUGGUGUUGCAAAGGGAUGAUUUACAAAAUGGACUGCUUAGUACGUGUCGAGAACUUUCUCGAGCCACGGCCGAAUUGGAACGAGCAUGGAGAGAAUAUGAUAAGUUAGAAUACGAUGUAACUGUUACCAGGAACCAGAUGCAAGAGCAGCUAGAUCACCUUGGUGAAGUUCAGACGGAAUCAGCAGGAAUUCAGCGUGCACAGAUUCAGAAAGAACUUUGGCGAAUUCAAGAUGUCAUGGAAGGGCUGAGUAAACACAAGCAGCAAAGAGGUACUACAGAAAUAGGUAUGGUAGGAUCAAAGCCUUUCUCAACAGUUAAGUACAAAAGUGAGGAAGAGGAAGUAGUCCCACCUCGUCCUCCACUUCCUCGGUCCUAUGACUUUACAGAGCAGCCUCCCAUAAUCCCCCCUCUGCCCAGUGAUAGCAGCUCCUUGCUCUGUUAUAGCAGGGGCCCAGUUCAUCUGCCUGAAGAAAAGAAGAUGUAUCAAGUUCAAGGAUAUCCAAGAAAUGGAUCUCACUGUGGUCCAGAUUAUAGACUCUACAAGAGUGAACCAGAGUUAACAACAGUGGCAGAGGUUGAUGAAUCUAAUGGAGAAGAAAAAUCAGAACCUGUUUCAGAGAUAGAAACUUCAGUUGUUAAAGGUUCCCACUUUCCUGUUGGAGUAGUCCCUCCGAGAACAAAAUCACCAACACCCGAAUCUUCGACAAUAGCUUCAUAUGUAACCUUGAGGAAAACUAAGAAGAUGAUGGAUCUAAGAACGGAAAGACCAAGAAGUGCAGUGGAACAGCUGUGUUUGGCUGAAAGUACUCGACCUAGGAUGACGGUGGAAGAGCAAAUGGAAAGAAUAAGAAGACAUCAACAAGCGUGCCUGAGGGAAAAGAAAAAAGGAUUAAAUGUUAUUGGUGCUUCAGACCAGUCACCCUUACAAAGCCCUUCAAAUUUAAGGGAUAAUCCAUUUAGGACUACUCAGACUCGAAGGAAGGAUGAUAACGUUAAGGAACUGGACAUUGUCAUUAGAGAAAAUGAUGUAAAGCCAGACCGUGAAACUCCCACAGCAGAAAUUGUUCAACUAAAAGAAACUGAACCCCAAAAUGUGGACUUCAGCAAAGAGUUAAAAAAAACUGAAAACAUUUCAUAUGAAAUGCUUUUUGAACCUGAGCCAAAUGGAGUAAAUUCUGUGGAAAUGAUGGAUAAAGAAAGAAACAAAGAAAAAAUGCCUGAGGAUGUUACAUUGAGCCCUCAAGAUGAAACACAGAUCACAAAUCAUAAACCAGAAGACCAUCCUGAAGAAAAUACAAAGAACAAUGUUGACGAACAGGAAGAAACUGUUAUUUCUUACGAAUCAACUCCUGAGGUUUCUAGAGGAAAUCAAACAAUGGCAGUGAAAAGUCUGUCCCCAUCUCCUGAGUCCUCGGCGUCGUCAGUUCCGUCCACUCAGCCGCAGCUCACAGAAGGAUCACAUUUCAUGUGUGUGUAGUCCCAGAAGAACUAUACUGACUUCUGUUGAAACCAUUCAAAGCUAAAGACAUGGACCUUCAGCAGUGUAAGAAGAUAUUGUACAGUAUAUUUUAAAUCUAUGAAAUUCAUAGUUCUGAUGCUUUUGGUCACAGAGCAUCAUUUUAUCACUUCUGGAAAAUGUUUAUUCCAAAACAGCUUUAAUGGCCCAUAUGUACACUCCGUAAUCUCAAGGUUAUUAUUCUGACACCAGCUUGCUGCUAUGAUUUCAGAGCACAUAAGUAAAGGUGCUUUUUAAUGUGCAGUCUAUUGCCAGAGCUUACUUAGUUGCUGAUUUCCAGAUUUCGAUGUUUCUGAAGUCUAGGUGAAUUUAUAUAUAUAUAUAUUUUUUUUUUGCUUUUCAUUUUCUUAAGUUAGUUAUUAUUUCCAAUGAAGCUUGUUUUUUCUUUUUUUUUUUUUUUUCUUCCCAUUUUGGCUACUGCAGUGCUUUUGUUUCACACUUGAUUUGUAAAAAUUUUAUAUAUAUAUAUAUAUUUAAAAUGUGCCAUUUUAUUGCUAAGUGAAGUAUGUCCUGUUUUCUGCUCUAAUUCUUUCUCGGUCCGAUUGCAAUGUCAGCAGUUACUGCCACACUCCUGUCAGCUUAAACACAAAUGUUACCGCUUAUCUUUUCUUAAAAAAAAAAAAAAAAAGUGUAGGUAUUUUGAAGUACUGGGCUUAUUUCAUUGGAAUACAUGUGUACAGCAAUAAGCAGGUUUUCAAAUCCAGUACUUAGUUUGUGUACAAAUGUAAUUAUGUUCAUUGUGUAUAUAUUAUACAAUGAGCACAUGUAAUGUAUUAAAGGCUACUUACUAUUGUUUAAAUGCAAAUGUUCAUAUCUCAUUUCUUUUUUAUCAUGUUAAAUAAAUGUUGAUGUUCUUAAA